Fukomys damarensis (Damara mole-rat) is the source of this 1161-nucleotide messenger RNA. RefSeq names its product speedy protein E4-like. Gene Ontology annotation, molecular function: protein kinase binding. The record is from RefSeq and is a predicted model, not a curated record. Gene Ontology annotation, biological process: positive regulation of cyclin-dependent protein serine/threonine kinase activity. The transcript is spliced from 7 exons. Lineage: Eukaryota; Metazoa; Chordata; Mammalia; Rodentia; Bathyergidae. The coding region runs from base 1 to 1065 and encodes 354 amino acids.
AUGGCCACCAGUCAACCAUCCUCCCCGUGUGAGGACCAGAGUUCCCAGUCUGUCUCUCCUGCAGGUGGUGAUGAUGGAUACGCCCUGCAGGUGGUGAUGGUGGAUGAUGAGAUCCCAGGACAAUCAGGCCCGUGGGUAGCACCCAGCCUCCUGCCUCAGGCCUGUGUUCAGAAGAGGAAGAAAGAUUGGUCCUCAGAGUCAGAAGAGGAGCUGCAGGACAAUCUGCUGGGUCUCGCUGAUGGAGUCCCUGGGUUAGCACCCUUACUGCCUCUGUCCCAUUCCCAGAAGAAGCACAAGGUAUCAGAGGCAGAGCAGGAGAGGAAUCAUCAACAGGGUGCUUCUGACUCAUCCCUGAGGGGCAACCCCAGCCUCUUACCUAGGUCUUCUGGCCACCAGUGGAAGAGGGAGUGGUUACUCCAUCCUAAGGAGGACAAGGAGGGGAGAGUACCCAGGUGCUUUGAUUUAGCCCCAAGGGAAGAAAUCAGGCUCCCACCUCGAAAGAGAUGGAGAGAGUAUCUCUCCAUGCUCCAAGAGGCAUCACAGGAAACAUCAGGGCAGUGGAGCCCUGUGCCUUCCACACACAUGGGUGUCGUGGAGAAGCCUCAUGGCCUCAAGAGGAAGAUGAAAAGGAAGCACAUGUCCUCAGUGCUGCCUGAGCACCACGAAGCCUUCACCAGGCUGAUUGAAGAUCCAGUCAUCAUGGGAUUCUUGGCUUGGGACAAGAAUCUGAGGGCCUCUGACAAGAACCUCCUGGCCAUGGUCAUCGCCUACUUCAGCCGGGCCGGCCUCUUCUCCUGGCAGUACCAGAGGGUCCACUUCUUCCUGGCACUCUACUUGGCCAGUGACAUGGAGGAGGACAACCGGUUUCCUAAACUGCACAUGUUCUUCUUCCUCUAUGGAACGAAUUUUGACAAGAUUCCCCGGUUCCACAAGCUGCGCCACCAGUUCAUCCACUGCAUGGACUGGAACCUCAGGGUGACCCGAGAGGAGUGUGAAGAGAUCCAAGCUUACGAUCCUACACUCUGGGUGUGGGGCCGAGAUCGCACCCUCACUCUGGGACCCUGAAGCCCUGAGGAUGUUGGCCUCAAAAAGAUCUCUGGACCUGGGGAAGAUGAGCUAUUUUAGCACAAAGACCAUGCUGACAUUAAUCACAGCCCAGGG